AGGCCCCUCCCCACAGAGGCCCCGGGGCUCUGGGGAGGCAACAUGGUGGGCGCUGGGAUCCCCGCUUUGGGCCUCUUCCUGCUGAUGCAGGGCUCAGUAGAUGGAAAUGGAAUCCAGGGAUUCUUCUACCCAUGGAGUUGUGAAGGCGACAUCUGGGACCGGGAGAGUUGUGGGGGUCAGGCUGCCAUCGAGAACCCCAACCUCUGCCUGCGUCUGCGGUGCUGCUACCGCGAUGGUGUCUGCUACCACCAGCGACCAGACGAGAACAUGCGUAGGAAGCACAUGUGGGCGCUGGGCUGGACGUGCGGAGGCCUCCUCUUCCUGAUCAGCAGCAUCUGCCUGUUCUGGUGGGCCAGUCGGCGGGACAUGGUGCGCCUGCCGGGCUUCCUGCAGGGCAGGUGCAACCUCUCCAAGACGGUGUCCCUCCUGUCCAAGGACCGGAUUUCCAGCGACAGGAAGUCCACGGCCAGCGUGCCCGCCACCACGCACACCGAGGGCCUGGACACGUCGGGCGGCACCGAGGUGGAGGGCACGGAAGAGGCCGAGGACACCGAGGGUGGGGAGGACGACUAGGGGACGCCCCUGGCGGGACCUCAAUACAGAAGUUGUAUAUGGA
Erinaceus europaeus (western European hedgehog) is the source of this 616-nucleotide messenger RNA. It is a transcript of the gene TMEM190, whose product is annotated as transmembrane protein 190. Gene Ontology annotation, cellular component: inner acrosomal membrane. The record is from RefSeq and is a predicted model, not a curated record. The coding region runs from base 43 to 573 and encodes 176 amino acids. Gene Ontology annotation, biological process: hematopoietic progenitor cell differentiation. Lineage: Eukaryota; Metazoa; Chordata; Mammalia; Eulipotyphla; Erinaceidae. The transcript has 5 exons.